Molecule: messenger RNA, 2752 nt
Organism: Mugil cephalus (flathead mullet)
Lineage: Eukaryota; Metazoa; Chordata; Actinopteri; Mugiliformes; Mugilidae
Gene: arih2
Product: ariadne homolog 2 (Drosophila)
Exons: 15
Coding region: 439-1983 (514 amino acids)
Biological process (GO): positive regulation of proteasomal ubiquitin-dependent protein catabolic process; protein polyubiquitination; ubiquitin-dependent protein catabolic process
Cellular component (GO): cytoplasm; ubiquitin ligase complex
Molecular function (GO): zinc ion binding; ubiquitin protein ligase activity; ubiquitin conjugating enzyme binding
Source: RefSeq, a predicted model, not a curated record
UCUCCCAGUCAGACUUCCUCCGGGCAGCCAGGCUCCGAGUCCCCAUCGCCCCCGUGGAUCCCCCCCACUUUAAAACGAACGCCACCCACGAGUGUCACCGCGGGCAGAGCCCCCAUCUUCUCCGAGAGGUAAAGGCAGCGGACCGUGAACGGCGGAAAAAGGACGCGGCGGUUGUUUAAAUAAUCGUCCUGUAACCAUCUUUCCAAAUGAGUGACGGGGAGUGCGACUUCUUCUGCUUCUUCCGCUGCUGCUGAGCGCGCUCAGACAGACUGGAAGGCAGGAAGACUCUGCUCCGUGACACGAGGAGGCGGAACGGAGGCUCAGCGGCGCCGGUGGAGCUUCAGUAAAGGUAACCGGGGAACCGCCGCCGCCGCCGCCGGGGAAACCGACAGGUAGGCGCGUCGUCUACCUGUCCGGGCGACUGAGUCGAUCGACUGGAUGUCCGUGGACAUGAACAGCCAGGCGUCGGACAGCAACGAGGAAGACUUCGGCGUGAACUCUGAGGAGGAGGAGGAGGAUGACGACGACGGCGGAGAAGAGGAGGAGGAGGACCAGUGCGACAUGGUGGACUACUACGUGGGCGUGGCCAGCGACGUGGAGCAGCAGGGCGCCGACUCGUUCGACCCGGAGGAGUACCAGUUCACCUGUCUCACCUACAAGGAGAGUCAGCGGGUGUUGAUAGAGGAGGUUAACACUGUGGCUGCUGCGCUGAAGGUUUUACCGGCAGUAGCAAAAUUGAUCCUGGUGCAUUUUCACUGGCAGGUUUCACAAAUACUGGACAGAUAUAAGUCCAACUCGUCUCUGCUCUUAUCGGACGCUCUGGUCCAACCCAGCAGCACCUGCAGAUCAGUCACUGCCCCUCAGUCCCUCCAGUGCGGUGUUUGUCUACAGGUGGUCCGGAGAGACUCCCUCCUGGCUCUGCCCUGCCAGCACUCCUUCUGCAAAGCAUGCUGGGAGCAGCACUGCACCGUCCUGGUCAAAGAUGGCCUGGGAGUGGGUAUCUCGUGUAUGGCUCAGGACUGUUCCCUGCAGAUGCCAGAAGACUUUGUCCUGCCGCUGCUGCCAGGAGAGGAGCUCAAGGACAAAUACAGACGCUACCUCUUCAGAGACUACGUCGAGAGUCACUUCCAGCUGCAGUUGUGUCCGGGUGCAGACUGUCCCAUCGUCAUCAAGGUGCAGGAGCCUCGAGCUCGGAGGGUCCAGUGCAGCCGAUGCAGCGAAGUCUUCUGUUUUAAAUGCCGUCAGAUGUACCACGCUCCCACGGACUGCGCUACGAUCCGUAAGUGGCUGACCAAAUGUGCAGACGACUCUGAGACUGCGAACUACAUCAGCGCACACACUAAAGACUGUCCGAGGUGCAACAUCUGCAUCGAGAAGAACGGAGGCUGUAAUCACAUGCAAUGCUCCAAGUGCAAACACGAUUUCUGCUGGAUGUGUCUCGGAGACUGGAAGACUCACGGCAGCGAGUACUACGAGUGCAGCCGCUACAAAGAAAACCCCGACAUCGUGAACCAGAGCCAGCAGGCUCAGGCCCGGGAGGCCCUCAAGAAAUACCUCUUCUACUUCGAGAGGUGGGAGAAUCACAACAAGUCUCUGCAGCUGGAGGCUCAGACGUACCAGAGGAUCCAGGAGAAGAUCCAGGAGAGAGUAAUGAACAACCUGGGAACCUGGAUCGACUGGCAGUACCUGCAUAACGCUGCCAAGCUACUGGCUAAGUGUCGCUACACGCUGCAGUACACGUAUCCUUACGCCUAUUACAUGGAGUCCGGCCCACGCAAGAAACUGUUUGAGUACCAGCAGGCCCAGCUGGAGGCCGAGAUAGAGAACCUGUCCUGGAAGGUGGAGCGAGCCGACUCCUACGAGAGAGGAGUGGUGGGAGGAGAGGGGGAGCUCAGCGCCAGCGACCGAGGGGAUCUGGAGAAUCAGAUGCACAUCGCUGAGCAGAGGCGACGUACGCUGCUGAAGGAUUUCCACGAUACCUGAAGCACCAUCGUGACUCCAGAGCACCAGCAUCUCCCUCCUUCCUUCCUUCCCUCCUUCCCUCCUUCCCUCCUUCCUCCCUUGCUACCUUGAUGCACUCAUACUCUCGUUCUUUUUCCCCGUUUGCUUCUCUACAUUUCCCAGUUUCCCAUUUAACGCUGCAGAGUCACAGGAUGGCACGAUUGUAUCCUCCUCAGUUUCCUCUUCAUGCUCAUUUAAAUUUUUACGUUUUUCAGAUCCCGAUCAUGGAAGAAAAAAAAAAACAUCAUCUUUUUUUGACUAAAUGCAUUAUUUAUUUUCUUCCUCUGAGCUGCAAAAGUUCAGAAGUGACUGAUUCCCACGUUUAGUUUUGGUUUUUUUAGACGCAAACGGGACACGAGGAACAAAAUCAGGCGUCUUUCACAAUAAAAGCACCUUUUCCUUUUCGUUACUUGUUGCAUGAACACACUCAGAAACUGAAGAAAAUAGACCUCCACCGUUAAUUUGCUCCUCCUCCUCCUCCCUCCAUCUCCUCCACCUGUUUUUGUUUUGCUCUUUCUUUUUCCUCCUCCCCCUCCCUCCACUCACGUUGUUCACUUGUUUGUUUGUUUUUUUUUUCUUCUUCUGGAAAAUGGCUGUUCAUAGUUAGAUCGUUGAAGAAAAAAAAAUGAGAAAAAUGAACCAAAAAAAAUUAAAAAAAAACAAACAAAAAAAAUAAAUAAAUUGCUGUAAUUUUCAACGGUUGUACAUUAAUACAGAAAAUAGAGUUACUGAGAGAGUUUUUAAAACUGGA